Molecule: messenger RNA, 2040 nt
Organism: Epinephelus moara (kelp grouper)
Lineage: Eukaryota; Metazoa; Chordata; Actinopteri; Perciformes; Serranidae
Product: solute carrier family 22 member 13-like
Exons: 10
Coding region: 1-1611 (536 amino acids)
Biological process (GO): transmembrane transport
Cellular component (GO): membrane
Molecular function (GO): transmembrane transporter activity
Source: RefSeq, a predicted model, not a curated record
AUGAGCAGCUUCGGGCAGAUCCUAAAGGAGGUUGGGGAGUUUGGUUUGUUUCAGAAACAGUUACUGGCCGCAUUAUGCAUCUGUGGCGUGUUUUGUGGUUUCGAUAUAAUUAGCCAGGUGUUUACAGGAAUGAGCUUUCCACAUCACUGUAACACUGACUGGAUCUUGGAGCGUGGGCCCAACCUGACAGAUGAAAGACAAAAAAAUCUCACUAUCCCAGUAAACGAGGAUGGAAGUUUUGAAAGCUGUAAAAUGUUCACACCUGUGGAUUUGGAUUUGGAGACCAUUGAAGCAUAUGGGAUUAACACUACAACAGGAUGUACAGAUGGAUGGGACUAUGAGGCAUCUGUAGGCACUUCCAGCAUUGUGACAGAGUUUGAUCUGGUUUGUGACAAGAGUGGUUUUAUUGAGGCCUCACAGUCAGUCUACAUGGCAGGUUAUCUGGUUGGAGCACUGGUAUUUGGGGCAAUUUCGGACAGAUUUGGGCGACGCUGUGCAAUCCUACUCGACCUCUUUGUCGUACUGUUGUUUGGUGUGAGUGCUGCUUUCUCACCAAACAUCUACGUUUACAUGGUUUUCAAAUUUUUCUGUGGGACUUCAGGAGGUGUCCUUAUGAUGAACAUAUCUGUGAUGGGGGUGGAGUGGACUGACCCAUCAAAGGCUGCUCUUUGUGCAGUGGUCAUGUUCAUAUUCUUUCCUGUUGGACUGCUUUUAUUGUCUGGCAUUGCAUUUUUAAUCCGCAACUGGAGGAUCCUGCAGCUGGUACUCUUCAGUCCUAUUGUCCUCCUCCUGGGAAUGUUGUAUUGGUUUCUUCCGGAGUCAGCUCGCUGGCUGAUGACCCACGGCAGGAAGGAGGAGGCACAGAAGGAGCUCCGGAGGGCAGCCAGGGUUAACGGGAGGAUGGUCCCAGAGCAUUUGUUAGAAAAGCUGGAGAUGGAGGGAACAUUGGAAAGAAGAAACAUGUUGGACAUCUUCCGAAUAUCGUAUUUGAGAAAACGUACUUUAAUUAUGGGCUACAACUGGUUCUCAACAAGUCUUCUGUAUUACGGACUGAGCCUGAAUGUUGGCAGUUUCGGCCUGAAUAUCUACCUCACGCAGUUCAUCUUCGGUGCUGUGGAAAUUCCUGCACACCUGAGCGUUUUGAUUCUAAUUCAGCAUUUUGGAAGAAGAAUAAGUCAGUCAUGCUUCCUGUUGUUUGGAGGUGCUGCUUGCCUCGCGGUCCUUGCUAUCUCAAAGGAUCUUCCUGUGGUGGUAACAAUCAUAGCCGUACUGGGGAAAUUUGCUGCUACUGCCUGUUUCAGCACAGCCUAUGUUUACACUGCAGAGUUAUACCCAACCAUUUUAAGGCAGAAUGGUGUAGGUGUAAACUCCAUGUGUGCUCGUAUGGCGGGCAUCCUCGCUCCACUGAUCAGGCUGCUGGACGUCUACCAUCACACCAUCCCCAUGCUGAUAUACGGCAUCGUCCCCAUUGCUGCUGCAGGUUUCUGUUUGCUACUGCCUGAAACCCUCAAUGUUGAACUGCAGGACCACGCUGAACUCAAAAAACCAGCGAAUGGACCUACUGCGAACAGUUACAGUGCUGAACAAAUUAUUGACGAGAACAAACUUUAAUUUGUACCGAAAUUAUAAUUUUUUUUUUUCCCCCUCAUGUAUAAUCAGAUAUAUGAACUGUCUACCAACUACACAGAUUACACUACAAUUUUUGUUGUUUUUAAUUAUAGUUUGGGAUGCAGAAAUCAAACUAAUCAUAAUUAUUAAGUGUCAAACAUUAUUUAUUUUAAUGUCAUGAUCUGUUAAAGAUUCAUUUUAGUGCAUUUCAUAGCUGGAAGUUUAUUAGAAAUUGAUUUAUUCUCAAAAAUGACCGAUUAAUUGGCCACUCAGCGGCUUAGGCAGCAAAUGUUGUAUGAAAAUGAAAAUGAAAAUGAAAUGAAAUUGUGAUUCACUGAAAUACACAUGGGGAUGGAGCAUCUUUGCUCCAUUAUUAACGGUACUCCCAAAAAAUGUCAGUGAACAGGACACACGGCCUAACUGAGCAGCAUA